CAUCUUCCAGCGAUCCAAAACAAUAAUCAGGAGUUUCGCUGGGAAUCUUGGGAGAGAAUUGUUUUCUUUAGACUGAAACGAUCAGGAGUUUCACUUCUUUGCUUGAAAUCAAUGAAUACCGGCAGCCUCGCCCUUGCAACCGCCGCCGCCGUCGGUUCGUCAUCCUCUCGGCGUUCAAGCUGGAAGAACGUGGUGUUCCUGAGCUUUAGAGGUGAGGACACACGCAAUGGGUUCACAAACCACCUCUCCUAUGCGUUACGCGAGGCCGGAAUCAACACAUUUACAGACGACAAGCUCAGAAGGGGGGAAAAUAUACAGAGCGAACUUGACCGAGAAAUCGAAGGGUCGAGGAUCGCGGUCGUCGUCUUCUCAAAGAGUUACGCGGAGUCCCGAUGGUGCUUGAGGGAGCUGUCGAAGAUCAGGAGGGAGGGGAAAGUAGUCUAUCCUAUAUUCUACGACGUUAACCCUUCUCAAUUGAGGGAACAGAGUGGUAGUUUGGGGGAAGCAUUUCGGAAGGAAGAUCCAAAUGAGGUGGAGCAGUGGAGAAGGGAUCUUAAGGCUUGUGCGGAUUUAAGUGGCCGGACUUUUAAGACCACGGCGGGCGGGCGUGAAGGACUGUUUAUCCAGAAAGUUGUUUGAACAAUUCGUUAUGUCUUUUUUGAACAAAAUUUCCUAAUAAUUCCUACUUUGGUGAAAAAUUAUAUGAACAUUUGUUUAAGAAUAAUCUAUCAUGAUUGUUGCUCCUGCAAAAAUUGUUAGUUUCAAUAACCUUUGCUAUGAGCUAUCUCUAUAUAUCAUCAUGCCCUUCAACAAAAGAAGUAGUGGAAGAACUAGCUGAGGAAGCCAUGGAUGAUUGAUCAGAGAAGAGCUUCUACUCACUGAGAAGCUUGUGUUGUUUGUUACUAGUAACAGGGCUAGUUUUCUGUACAGAACGUGUGUUUUUCUCAUGAGCACGGACCUCGGUGUAUCGAUCGACAUAAAACUCCCACCCAUUAAGGGCAUCAGCUAGUAACCGUAAUAUCUCAUUGAAAUUCCCAGAGGGUUAUCCACCAGUCGUUCAUGUCAGCUUAAAGGUCCUUCUUUUAAGGGUUUAGGGGUAGUGUUUGAUUCAAAUAUCAAGUCUAAUUAAUUCUUAAUUUAACAUAUAUAUUUAACCUUAUGAUAAUUGGUUAAGUCCAACAAGAUCCAACAUUUGGGAGUCUGGCUAAUCAGCCGAAGUCAUGAUGAAUUAGUUUAGUACAUAUUAAUCUUGGUGUUGCAUGAUGAAUCAUCUCUUUUCAUAAUUUGGACUUUCAAU
This is a messenger RNA of Malus domestica (apple), 1297 nucleotides long. NCBI's taxonomy places the organism in Eukaryota, Viridiplantae, Streptophyta, Magnoliopsida, Rosales, Rosaceae. The record is from RefSeq and is a predicted model, not a curated record.